GUACGUUCGCGUAAAAACCGCACGACUAGUGCUCUUGGGUGUAAGUAUAAAGGCGACGCAACGUCCAUCUUUUCAUCAAUACUGUAACGUUACUCCAUGCUAAAUACGUGUGACUAAAUAUUUUAAACAAUGCAUACUUUGAUUCUAUUUUUAUUUUGCUUACUGGGGAUGAGUUUUGCGCAAGGUAUUUCAGAACUUAACAAUGAAUUUAGCGAAGCCCACAGGAGAACAGGUGGAUAUGGCUUGCUAAGACCCGGCUAUCCGAAUUACUCGGGAGGAUUUGGAGGUUAUCCAGGAUAUAACACAGGAUACAAUAAUGGAGGUUACGGCGGAAGUUACAAUCCCGGCUACGGAGGUUCUGGAGUAGGGUAUCCGAAUCAAGGCGGUUACCCCGGUAACUAUCAAGGUAAUCGUCCCAACUACAGGCCAGGCUACGACGGUAGACCAGGCUACAAUUAUCAGUCAACCGGCUAUCAGGGUUACAGACCAGGAUAUAACCAGUACAGGCCCGGUUUCGAUCGGCCUUACCAGGGUUACAACGGAUACUUUGGCGGUUACAAUGACAAUCUGGGACUGUUGGGACGAAAAGUGUCAGAUAUAAAAAAAGAUGACGCCGAAGCAUAGGUUAAGAUAAAAACUAAACUAAAUAUAGAUUAUACUUAAAUAGCUUUAUUUAUUAAUUUUAAUUUUAUGUAAUAAAAUAGCGUUAUACUAUAUUUACUUAUUAUUAUUUUUGUCAGUAUAGACCGGCAAUUGUUUGAAUUUAGUUCGCUAUAAGUACACCAAAAAAAAGAAAUCUUUCGGCAUCGGAAAUCAAGAAUAAAAAAAACAAUUAAGUAUUACAAAGAUUUAUUUGCACUUACAAUAAAUAAACUUUAAAUAAUAAAUAAAACAAUACGAUUCCUAUAGUUUAAGAGCCGCUAAACCAGUCCGACGUCAUGGAAUUGAAGAACGAGGCAGCUCCUGACCUAGCGUUCGCAAAGUUGAUAGGCAAGGAACUUGUCAUCAGUUCGGAUAUAUCCGAUUUCGACUUGCUGGGACUGGUUGCAGUGACUGGCUUCUUCUUAACCUGAUAGUAAAAAGUGUUCAUUAAAAAACUAAAUAUAAAAUAUAAUUGCGAUUUACAAAAAAUAACUCAUCACGUCCUAUUCCUGUAAUACAAUUAAAUAAGCAUUAUGUGGAAAUGAAUAAGUUUCGAGUUAACUGAUAUAAUACAUAUAACGAUAACAGCUUUUUAAAUUAAGUGAUGAUGACGUCGCAGUCGAUGUUAACAACUGAACAUGGAUUCAUAUACCUAGCCUAGCGCAAUCACUGUAGAACUCGUUUUUUUUAUAUUAUAACCAAUGCUUGACUAUCCCACCUGCUGUUAAGUGGUAAUACAACCGAAAAUGAAAAAGUGCACUGACUUAGCCUAACAGAAGGCUUUUUAUUCUUGCCUUGAAGACAUCCACGUGGUAGAGCCACGCUGCAGCUAUAUAGCUAUAUAUUAUGAUUGUAGCACGAAUGGGACGGCUCGACCGAGGAAGCACCACGCUUUCACAGAAUACCAACGUAAAAUUGCAGCUUAAUGUUGCUGUGUUCAUAGGGUGGGUGUAGAGAACCGGAGGCCCUUUCUACUGGAAACGAGGCAUACAAUCUUAGUCCUCAGGGGUGACAACGUAUCUGCAUUUUAAUUCUUAAUCGAUGUGUAGAUGACUCUGGACCACAGCAUCCACUUACCAUCAGGUGGACUGUGUGCUCGCGUGUAACCCUUAUUCUAUGAAAAAAAAUCCCACAUUGUCAUCGUGGUAUUACAAUAUCAUACAUAUCAGACCAGUUAAAUGCCCAGACUGUUAUGGAGAAGCGUGAAUAGCGCCAGACGUAUUGGACAGUGAUCGACAAUUUAACUAUGAAGCGGGUCCCUUUCGUCAGUUUCUGGAAUUGGAAUAGUGUCGGCGUAAGAGAAACAACUACCCCCAUAUAAUCCAAUAGAUGUCGUAGGAGGCGACAGAGGGAAACUGAAACAUGGCAGAUAGCGGGAAAGGCAGCAGCAUCUUCCUGAUAAUUACAUCUCAAAAUAAUGAAAAACUAUGGUCGCCAAACCGACAGCCAAGCGUGGCAACUAUGGCAAUCCCCCUUAUGAGGCAACGAAUGGGGGAGCCCUUUGCUCAGCGAUGGACUUUAGAUAGGCUCUUAUGAUAAUGACCGUUUUAGAUGAUUUUUUUCGUGCAGGUGGGGUUAGCGUUUAUAGAAUAUUCGUAAAUUGGCACAUUGCCCCUAACUUUUUCUUAUUUCAAUUGAGGUGUCAUUACAAUUAUAAUUUAAUGACGGUUCAAUAUCGCAGUGGCUAUAUGCUUGACAGAGGCGCUUCGUGGCCGCAAGUUGUUUGUCCAUGUGAAAUGAUCCAAAGAGAGAAACUUAAUAUGGGGGCAACAGGUUUAUACAAAUAAAAAAUAUAUAAUAUAUUUCAUUUGUGACUACUGCAUGCAUGUUACAGUUCUUAGUGAUGACAAUAUUAGAUAUCCACACACAUUACUUGGUGAUAAGUCACAUGUUGCAAUUUUAGUGACAACAUUAUUAGAUACCCACGCAUACUAGUUGUCGAUAAGUCACGUGAAAAUUUUACCUUGUUGAUAUAUCCUUACGACUUAAAUUUAAGCACUUUUAUUAUGUACGAUUUGUUACAUUUCAGUACUGUAUAAUAUGUAAACUGUAUUUGUUUAUUAAGAUGAUUAUAAUAAAACUUAACAU
Parnassius mnemosyne (clouded apollo) is the source of this 2730-nucleotide messenger RNA. The record is from the annotation of a GenBank genome assembly. Lineage: Eukaryota; Metazoa; Arthropoda; Insecta; Lepidoptera; Papilionidae.